This is a messenger RNA of Corythoichthys intestinalis (scribbled pipefish), 3680 nucleotides long. It is a transcript of the gene emc1, whose product is annotated as ER membrane protein complex subunit 1. The transcript has 22 exons. Gene Ontology annotation, cellular component: EMC complex. The record is from RefSeq and is a predicted model, not a curated record. Lineage: Eukaryota; Metazoa; Chordata; Actinopteri; Syngnathiformes; Syngnathidae. Gene Ontology annotation, biological process: protein folding in endoplasmic reticulum. Gene Ontology annotation, molecular function: protein binding. Bases 52 to 2940 code for a protein of 962 amino acids.
GCACUGCAGACUCCCGAAGGCAAGGAGUGCAGGGCUAAAUUGGCUGUGGCAAUGGCUAAGAUCUUUUUACUGUCGUUUGAAGUGAUCAUGUUUUUCUUCGCCGUCAAUGCUGUCUUUGAGGAUCAAGUCGGGAAAUUCGACUGGAGACAGCAAUAUAUUGGGAAUGUCCGCUUCGCCCAGUUUGAUGCCCACCUGCAGUCAUCCAAAAAAGUGAUUCUAGCAACCGAGAAGAAUGUUUUUGCUGCAGUGAACACCAGGACUGGAGAACUUUUUUGGCGACAUGUGGAUAAGACUGGGCCAGAGGGAAGUAUCAAUGCGCUUCUCCAUCAUGGGCAAGAUGCUGUGCUGGUGGUAGGAAAUGGCCGAAUACUUCGUUCCUGGGAUAUAAAUGUUGGUGGUUUGAAUUGGGAGAUGGUGCUGGACUCUGGCAGUUUCCAGGCAGCAAUUUUAGUUGGGCAGCAGGGAACAGUGAAGCAUGUGGCGGUUAUGAAAAAAACUGCCUUGUCUCUUCAUUACCUUUCUAAUGGUCACCAAAAGUGGAUUGAAAAUCUUCCAGACAGUGAGACAGUGGAUUACCAGUUUGUAUAUUCUGGAGGAACUGGAGAAGUGUAUGUUCUGGGAGUCCUGCCUCAUUCCCACAUUGCUAUUGUCACUUACAGUGUGGAGGAUGGAGAGAUAGUCAAGCAGGUUUCAGCCGAAGCGCCUUGGCUGUCAAACAUUCAAGUCAGCUGUGCAAUGGUCGGCAAGGGAAUAUUGACGUGUGUCAACCCUGCCUCUGCCUCUCUCUACACACUGGAUGUUCAUACACAGGCGCAGAUGACUCAAAUACCGCUACAGUCACUGGGACUUGACGUUACACCAGACUUCCAACCAGUGCUGGUGUCCACCCAGCCCAAUCCUUCCCGGCCUCCCCUCUCUGAGUUCUUCCUUCAGCUCAGUCCUGACCAUUACCUGCUGCUCCAGCUCAACAAUGGACAGAUAAUCACACUGAGAGAUUUCAAGCCUGCAACGCUGGCUUCAUUUUCCACCACUGGAGAUAAAACCGUCGCUGCAGUUAUGUCACCGAAGAAUAAUACGGCUUGCAACAUUAACUUGUUCAGUGCUGAAACUGGGCGCAGACUUCUUGACACAACCGUGAAUGUUAAUAUUGAGCCGAAUAGUGGCAAACCAGAGAAGCUGUACGUUCAGACGUUCCUAAAGAAGGACGACUCUGUUGGCUAUAGAGUCAUGGUGCAGACUGAAGACCACAAGCUCAGUUUCAUUCAACAGCCAGGGCGUGUCAUGUGGACCAGAGAAGAGUCCCUUUCGGACGUGGUGACUAUGGAAAUGGUAGAUCUGCCCCUCACAGGAACGCAGGCGGAACUGGAGGGAGAGUUUGGCAAAAAGGCCGAUGGCUUGAUGUCCAUGGUGCUGAAGCGGCUGUCCUCCCAGCUCAUCCUGCUCCAGGCUUGGAUCGCUCACCUCUGGAAGCUCUUCUAUGAUGCGCGCAAACCUCGCAGUCAAGUCAAAAAUGACAUGAGCAUCGAGACGCUGUCCAGAGACGAAUUCAACUUGCAGAAAAUGAUGGUCAUGGUCACUGCGUCUGGCAAGCUCUUCGGCAUUGACAGCAAGACAGGCACUAUUUUAUGGAGGCAUUACCUUGAGAACGUCCCAUCCAAUGCAGCCUUCAAACUCAUGGUGCAACGGACCACUGCUCACUUCCCUCACCCCCCACAGUGCACACUACUUAUCAAAGACAAGGACUCCGGCUUGACCACACUCCAUGUAUUUAACCCCAUCUUUGGGAAGAAGAGCCACGUUGCACCACCAGCCCUUGCUCAGCCGAUACUUCAGUCACUCAUGCUUCCGCUCAUGGACCAGGAUUACGCCAAAGUCUUACUACUUGUAGACAACCAGUACAAGGUGACAGCCUUCCCUUCCACUAAAAAUGUCUUACAACAGCUUCAGGAAAUGGCAUCUUCUAUAUUCUUCUACCUGGUGGACUCAAGCCAGGGGAGACUGUCUGGAUACCGGCUGCGAACGGAUUUGUCCACGGAGCUAAUCUGGGAAGUGGUCGUCCCCACAGAAGUACAGAAAAUUGUCUCGGUCAAAGGGAAAAGGCCAAACGAGCACGUACACUCCCAGGGCCGAGUCAUGGGAGAUCGCAGUGUCCUUUAUAAGUAUCUGAACCCUAAUCUACUGGCGGUGGUGAGCGAGAGCACUGACUCCCACCAAGAGCGAAGCUUUAUCGGCAUCUUGCUGAUCGACGGCGUGACCGGUCGUAUCAUCCACGAAGCGGUUCAGAGGAAGGCCAGAGGCCCGGUCCACGUUGUCCACUCUGAAAACUGGGUGGUGUACGAAUACUGGAGCACCAAGUCUCGUAGGAAUGAGUUUUCGGUGAUUGAACUGUAUGAAGGGACGGAGUUGUACAACAGCACCGUGUUCAGCUCUCUGGAUCGGCCGCACGCCCCUCAAGUUUUGCAGCAGUCUUAUAUUUUCCCUUCAUCCAUCUCCACCUUGGAAGCCACGCUGACCGAGAAGGGCAUCACCAGCCGCCACCUGCUCAUUGGUCUGCCGUCAGGUGGCAUUUUAUCACUGCCCAAAAUGUUCCUUGACCCCCGAAGGCCUGAAAUAAUAUCCGAGCAGAGCCGGGAAGAGAAUCUGAUCCCAUACGCUCCAGAGUUAAUCAUCCGCACGGAGUGGUUCGUCAACUACAAUCAAACGGUAUCAAGAGUGCGAGGAAUUUACACUGCCCCCUCUGGACUGGAGUCCACAUGUCUGGUAGUGGCGUAUGGUCUUGACAUCUACCAGACGCGCGUCUAUCCCUCCAAACAAUUCGACGUGCUAAAAGACGACUAUGACUACAUGCUAAUCAGCAGUGUGCUCUUUGCUCUCUUCUUCGCCACUAUGAUAAGCAAGCGAUUGGCUGAAGUUAAGCUGCUCAACCGGGCAUGGCGGUAAAGCUGUUACUGGCCUUGUGACAGCCCGGAUGCCACAUGUUGGAUCUCAGCCCAAGGCAACAACAUGGAGGACAAAAAAAAAGGCCCUGAAGAACUGCAAGUGUGAAGGAGGGUAGAGUUUUGGGAUGAAAAGUAAAAGAUUAAUCAAGGUCUUAUGUGCAUUUUUUUUUUUUUUUUAACUUAUUUGCUGGCAAAGAAAGAAGUCCUAGUUAAGUAAUUUGCAUCUGUGCCAUGUUUGGAUUAAACAUACUUGAAUUUAUUAACCUUCCUUCUGCAAAUAUGAGUUGUAAGUGGAUGACGAGACUCCACCUGAAGCAGCGAACCAGGUGAUGCAUACAUUCCUAAUGUAUGCGGACCACUUGAGUCAGUAGAACAUAUUUUUGAUGUUCUAUUUAAAAAUAAAUCUCACAAGGUGUCUUGAUGUCAUGUUUGUAGAAAAAGUCUUACACACAAUUUCAAUUAAUAAGUUAUUUAUAAAUAGUUGAUUUGUUUUACAAUGAUUACAACCUCAUAACGUAGUGUUCACUGCGGUUGAGGCGGACAAAUAAUCACCUAGUUGAGAAUCGUCAGUGUAACAGAGGUUGUAAACACAGCACUGAUCCUCCCAAGAGGACAUGUAACAUCAAGUCCAAUGUCAUACAACACUUUAAGUAUUGUACUGUGUUUUAAACAAAUUAAGUUUAUACAUGCACAAGAUGUUUGACAUUUUGUUGAGAAAAAUAAAAACAUUACAGCAUUUAA